GUGACAGCCGAGCACUGGAGCUAGGCCGCCGAAAGGAGAGCCGCGCUGUCGAUGAGACUCGGCGGUCCACCUAGAGCGGAAGUGGAGGAGCGGCCGGAAGUAGCCGGAAUCUCAGAAAGACUGACCGACUGACUCUGACAGGAGCUGGGUCUGAGGGAAGGAGGCGGCGGCCAUGGAGUUGGGCGAGCUGCUUUACAACAAGUCCGAGUACAUCGAGACGGCAUCUGGGAACAAAGUCAGUCGCCAGUCGGUGUUGUGUGGAAGCCAGAACAUCGUUCUCAAUGGCAAGACCAUUGUGAUGAAUGACUGUAUUAUCCGAGGGGAUCUGGCAAACGUAAGAGUUGGGCGCCAUUGUGUUGUGAAAAGUCGUAGUGUCAUAAGGCCACCAUUCAAGAAAUUCAGCAAAGGUGUUGCAUUCUUUCCUUUACACAUUGGGGACCAUGUCUUUAUUGAGGAAGAUUGUGUGGUCAAUGCAGCUCAGAUUGGUUCCUACGUUCAUGUUGGCAAGAACUGUGUGAUUGGACGCCGAUGUGUGUUGAAAGACUGCUGCAAAAUUCUUGACAACACAGUAUUACCUCCAGAAACUGUGGUCCCACCCUUCACUGUCUUCUCAGGCUGCCCAGGACUCUUCUCAGGGGAGCUCCCGGAGUGCACUCAGGAGCUGAUGAUUGACGUCACCAAGAGCUACUACCAGAAGUUUUUGCCCCUGACACAAGUCUAGCAUCUCUGCCUCAUAUCUUGAAUUUGCUUGAGCUCUAAAAUGAAUUUGGAGACAAAGUGAGCCAGUCAACACCUACAAAGAGCUCUUAUGUCUUCAACAUCUACCCUUCCUUCUUUUAAAACAUUUCUUGAGAAUUUCUCAAUCCUCAAGGCUCUAUGCUCUUUAGAAUUUACUAAUAGACCAUCUGGAGGAGUUAUCUUCAAAUGCUAUGCUUACACCUUAUCUAUGAACAGUCACUUUGUACCAUUAUCUGUGGAACACAGAAUCAUCUGUUCCCAACACUCCAGCCCGUUGGUCCUGUGAAUGGCUGGAUCCCGCCUGAAACGGACCUGCAGAGUAGCAGCACCCUUUCGGUUUGGAGGCUAUGUAGCUGAUGUGCUGCUCACAGGCAUAUGCUGCCCAUGCUGAGCGCCUCUCACACAGGUAAUGCCCAGCUUUUCUUCUGCUAACACAAUUGGCCAGUUGUUGCAAUUGCUCAUAAUCCUGGGAAAAGGUGUUUGUGACUUUUCAGAGCCUAGAUUCCUGUUGGCUAUUAAAACUUGAAGGGAGGGGUGACUAGUGUUUCUCUCUCUUCCCAAAAUGACCUUAGCUGUCCUAGGGUAGUUAGUAAAAGACUUUUUAGCAUUUUGACCUAGGACCUUUGGCUUUCACUAAACGUGGGGACCUCAGCAUCCCAGACUGUACUUUUGCCAAGGGUUAGAUAUAAGUCUCUCAUGUGGAUGCAUUAGUCAGGUGGUUACUUCUUGCCUCAAGGUUCUUAUUUCACUGAAGAUACUGCAUUUGCGAACUCUUGCUCCCUGGCCUAGAACCAUUCAGCCUACCCUGUAUUUGUCAAAACUCCAUAAUUUACACCAAAAUGUCUGUACUUAGAGGCCAUUCACGUAAUACAUGAAGGGCUCUUAAAAUCAGUUUGUGGGCACAGAGCCGCAGGAGUAAAUGAAGUUGCUAGGGUUGUUCUUACCAUCUCCUUCUGGCCAGUAGCACACCCUUCCUGGUACUGGUCUGACCUCGUAGCUUAGAAGGAAGAUUUAGAGGUAAGGGGCUGAGAAGGUUGGCUUUGGUUAAUACUCUGAUCUGUAAGUGAGUAGGGCAGAACAGUUCAGCCUUCUAGGUUAGAAUUUAGCAGGAGCUAUCCUGACUUAAUAGCCAGUUGUGGGGUUUGUGAAACAAAACAGCUGUAUAUAAUAAUUUCCACUAGUUCCAUCUAGAACUCCUUUCUAGUUUGUCAUUUUUUUUAUAACUUCCUUUGUCAUUUUUUUAAUAAAUACAUAACUCAGAGAAGAUGGAAGUUUAUUUCUCUCUCCCCUAACAGUGCAGAGAUAGUCAGCUGGUCCAGGCCAGGCAAGUGGCUGGUUCAUGAUAUCAUCAGGCACCCAGGUUCCUACUGUCUUGCCAUGUGUCCACAGUUAGCAACAAGGUAGGCUCUACAUUUAGUUUCUACUUGGGCAGCCAAAACUGUGGAAGGAGAUUGUGCUAGUAAGGGAGUGGGGGAAGAAUGGCCAUUGGGAGACAAUAAGCAGACACAGCCAGGCCUCUGUUGGCUUCCUUUCCUCCUGCUGCACGUGAGCCUUCUCUGUGUAUUUGGGGCCAUGACCACUGACAGGUCCAGACCUGCAUCCUUCCAUCUUGGGGGCCCUGAAUGAAAGGCUUCUUCCCUUCCAGUUCUAAUUUGUUUGUUAGUUCUCAGUGGUUUGUUAGUCCUAUGUCCUCUUGGAUCAGUCUCUGUGGCCAUGCGUGUUUGGCCACAUGAUUAAUCCAGUCUGAGUCAUGACCUUUUCUCCAUCCAAAAUAAGGUGCUGGGAAGACAAAAACAAUAGCUACUACAAACAACAGGAGUUUAUAAUUAUGUGCUGAUGUAUUCAAAGAUGUGUUGACAGUUGUGAGUCUGUAUCCUAGGAAAGGCCAGCUGGAGUCUGUCUCCAUGGUGGUUCUCACCCCAGGGACCUAGGCACAGUCUGUCACCACGCAAUUACUUUUGUAACCCUAGAGAAGAAAAUCUUGUCCUCAGAAUACUUGCAGAAGAGCAACCAGAGGGGAAGGACCUUGAUUGGGAGUCUUUCCAGUUUACUUGGGGCAGAGGGAAUUUAAUGGCUCAUGUAGCUGAAAAGGCUGGGCUAGAUUGGGCUUCAGGCUGCAUCCCAGGACUCCAAACAGGGAUCUGUCUCUUCGGCUCUCAGCUCUGCUUUCAUUUGAGUUGGCUUUAUUCUCGGGCUUCACGGUGUGGCCCCACAGCACCAGUUAUUGAUAAAAAGAGCUCCCCUUUGCUGACAGAACUGCUGGAUUUGGUUCUCAUUGGCCCAGACGAGGAAGGUAUCCAGCCUAAAGUCAUCAUUGUGGCCAGGAAGAUGGAAUAUGCUGAGUGGACAGGCCUGGCGUGUACCCACAGAGACAAAGAGUUGCUGCUGGUGGUUGUGGUGGCGAUAUUACCUGAAGAAGGGAUGAAUGGGUGCUGGGCAGGAAGAAGCAUCAGCUGUCUAGUUCAGGCCUCUCCUCUUUUCCUAGUAUCUUUACUUUCCUCCCUCUCCCUGCUGUCCCUUACCCUCUGGCUAGUCUCAUUACUCCUGGUCUUGGGAGGUACCUUCUGAGGAUACUCUGUGGGGUUACUUGAGCCUGGAUUACAGGCAGAGGGAGGAUGUUGCCUAGCCAAAGUGGGUGUUCAAUAAAGAACCAUUUGGAGAUGGUCUUCUGUCUGGAA
Molecule: messenger RNA, 3416 nt
Organism: Sapajus apella (tufted capuchin)
Lineage: Eukaryota; Metazoa; Chordata; Mammalia; Primates; Cebidae
Gene: DCTN5
Product: dynactin subunit 5
Exons: 6
Coding region: 173-721 (182 amino acids)
Source: RefSeq, a predicted model, not a curated record